GAGUUACGAGGGCACCUUGGAUGGUGACAUGAGCGGUCGGGACAUGUACUAUUGGGGUGGAGGAGCGCCUCUGGCCCAGGGAAGAGGAAGCAUGGCCUCAUUGGACAGCACUCUAAGGAAAGGUCCGGGCCCUGGUGGUUGGCGUCAGCCAGAGCUGCCAGAGGUCAUCGCCAUGCUCAACUACAGGCUAGACCCGGUCAAGAGCAACGCAGCUGCAUACCUGCAGCAUCUCACUUAGAAUGAUAAGGUGAAGUCUGAUGUGCGUCGUCUGAAAGGCAUCCCAGCUCUGGUUUCUAUGCUUGACAACCCAAACAAAGAGGUUCACUACGCAGCCUGUGGAGCGCUAAAGAACAUCUCAUAUGGCAAAGAUCCAGACAACAAGAUCGCCAUCAAGAACUGUGAUGGAGUGCCUGCUCUGAUCAGGCUGCUGAGAAAGACCCACGACCAAGACCUCACUGACACUAUCACAGGGACGCUGUGGAACCUGUCGUCUCAUGACUCCGUGAAAAUGGAAAUUGUGGACCAUGCACUGCACGCCCUCUCCGAUGAAGUGAUGGUGCCCCAUUCAGGAUGGGAGCGAGGCAAUGGAGCAGGAGGCGGGGAGGAGAACUGCAAGCCCAGACACCUUGAGUGGGAGACGGCCCUCACCAACACAGCAGGCUGCUUGAGAAAUGUGAGUUCGGAGCGAAGUGAGGCGAGGAGGAAGCUGAGGGAGUGCACAGGAUUGGUCGAUUCGCUCAUGUACAUUGUCCAGUCCCAGAUCGACUGUAAAGAUGUUGACAAUAAGUUGAUAGAGAACAGUGUGUGUCUGCUGAGGAACUUGUCUUAUCACGUGCACCGCGAAAUCCCUGGCUGUGAGCGAUACCAGGAGGCCGCGCCCAUCAACCAGGGCCCCGCCCCCUCCAGCCAGAAGGGUGGCUGCUUCAGCUCCCGAAAGGGCAAAGAUGAGUGGUUUUCCAAAGGUAGGAAAGACGAGGAUGCAGCUGCAGAUAUAAUAGACAUUCCAAAGAGGACCACGCCUGCUAAAGGCUAUGAGCUGUUGUACCAGCCGGAGGUGGUGCGCAUCUACACCUCUCUGCUAAAGGAGUCUAAGAACCCCACUGUGUUGGAAGCCUCAGCCGGAGCUGUUCAGAACCUGUGCGCCGGCCGCUGGACUUAUGGACGAUACAUCCGUGCCUUGCUGCGUCAGGAGAAGGGUCUACCCAUGAUGACUGAGCUGCUGGCCCAUGGAAAUGACCGAGUGGUCCGAGCCAUGUCUGGAGCCCUCCGCAACCUGGCCAUUGAUGCGCGCAAUAGAGAUCUACUAGGUAAACACGCGGUGCCUCACCUGGUGGCCAACCUGCCCGGUGGUGGUCAGAGUCAGCCUGUGCGAGCGCUGUCAGAAGAGACGGUGGUGUCAGUAUUGAGCACACUUCAUGAGGUGCUGGGCUCUAGCCUGGAAGCAGCCAAGACCCUCAGGGCCUCGCAGGGCAUCGAGAGACUGGUGCUCAUUAACAAGGAUGGUAAUCGCUCUGAGCGUGAAGUACGUGGUGCUGGCCUGGUGCUGCAGACAGUGUGGGGCUACAAGGAGCUGCGGCGCACUUUGGAGAAGGACGGCUGGAAGAAGACAGACUUCAUGGUCAACCUAAACCCUCCCAGCAACAACACUAGAGCCAAUGGAGGAUAUGAGGACAGUACUCUGCCGCUCAUAGACAAAGGCAGCAAAGGGGACCGGGAAAUGAUUCCAGUGAAUGACUUUGGACCAGAUGCCUACUCCACACUGGACCAGAGAGGGAGAAGGAACACUCUGGAUAACACACUCGAACCUGCUGACAAAGAUGCAGUACAGGGAGGGAUGUAUGGGGAGAGGCAGGCCUCUUUGCCUCUAAUGGAUUCUUAUGAUGAAAAACUGAUAGUGUGCAUCACAAGACGACAGCCUCCUCCCACCUACUGCCCUUGCUGAACUGACAACGUGGGACCACUACACUACCAAUGGGAAUUAAACUCCAUCCUUUUACACUCGACACUUCUGUCUCUCCUUACUCUUUUUGCGGCUUCCCUUCUCUCUCUCUCCCUUUCUCUGUUACAUUCCUCCAUUCGCUGACUCACUUUUGAAACAACAUGGACAACUGACGUGGAUCUACGUUCCCUGUGGACAACCGGAUGCGACACUACAACCACUUUAAGCUCUGCGAGUCCUUAAAACUCCAAAAAACAACAAAAAAAGCUAACCACUCCAUCAGAUAUGGUGGCACCAACACUACAUCUCCACACAAAAACACUAUAACUUGCUUGGACAACACUAACGCUCUCUCUUCAUCAAAAAGCAGAGACUGUGGCUUCAUCUGAGGACUUUUGUAAUUCUUGGAGGUUGGAGCAUAGACUUAUUAAACCAUUAUUAAACUAAUUAAAUGGAACUGUUGGGAUCAGAACAGGACAUUUUGUUGACAUUUUACAUAAAUGGCUAAUACUCUCUGUUUUGAAGAAACUGAGCGAAUGUGUAAUUUUCUCUCCUGAUGGUUAAAUACUACAAAAAAAAAGAAUUUCCUACCAUUGAGAAACCAAUGUUUAUCGAUUAAUCAGAUACGUGUAAACUUUCUGCUUCUGUUUUGGUAGUGGUUGUUCCUCUUCUUGCUUUGCUUUGUACCACAGUAAUGUACAUGUGCCAAAUGACACUGCUACUGCUGCAACUGCCAAUACUGAAUGCAAGAACUUCACACACUCAAGACUUUUUAACUGCAGCUACACUGAAAAUUGUGUUUUGCUUUGUUUUGUAUGCAGUUUGUGUCAGUGGCAGAUCAUUGCCAAGAUGCAUUGGGGGGGGGGGAUUCUGCAUUUUUCUGUAUUUGAUUGUGGUCUAUAGAUAUAAGGGGACAGAAAUAGAGCAGAGAAAUUCUUCUACACCUUGGUGGAAUAGACAGUAAAGUCUGUGCUACGUUCCUAUCUUUCUGAUAAAUGUAAGCCCUGUAACUUUUUUGGGGAGACAUCACAGGAAUCAGUGGAUGUGUUUCCUUUUAUCCACAGGUCUGUAAUCUUAAGAAUGUGUACAUACAAGACUGUCUCUAACAGUGGGCUAACUGGAGUGCCUCGCUUAUUCAGGACAGGUCUGAUGGAUGUGUCCAACGUGACAUUGGUAAACAAUCAAGGUGUCUUUUUUCCGAGUAGGUCACUAAUUGAGCAUAAUGUACAUGGAAGUCAUCAGUUUUCUAUUCUGCAAAAUAAUGGAAUAUGUGAACUUGUAUGUAUGUAAGAGUUGAUUUUUGUUAUUGGGAUUGGAUUUUUAUUGUUUUCUUUACGAGGUAUAAAACUCUUGUUCUGUAUAAUUUACUGCUUCACAAACCCAUACCCUACCUGGCUUUAAGACAACAGAACAGUACAUGGGAGAAGACACAGUAUUGUCUGUUUUGGCCCACGUUGCUUUAGUACAGUGCUUGUUCUGUAGAAGAAUGCAUACUUUUAGUGUCGAGAUGUAGAUACUUAUUGAGUGGACAAUUAAAAUAGGCACUAGGGGAGUAUAAUGCGUGCCCCCCCCCCCCUAAAAAAAAACAAAAACAAAAAAACUUAGUUUUCCAUGCAAAUUGAAAAACACUACAGAGGAGGCCUCAUUUUCUCAAAGUAACAAGUUGCCUUCAAGAGUGGACUGACUAAAAGAGAACCGAGAGGAGCAAGGGUUGUGGUAGAAAAUCUGUGUAAGGAGGCAUAGAUCAGAAUUUUGCUAUUAGAUAAGUGGAGGAAGAAAUAAGCACAUUAAAACUAUAUAUACAAGAGAAUAUUUGUUAAUUUUAAUGAUUUUAUGUAUUUCUUUUUUUAUAUUCUGAUUUGGGUUUAAUUGUUUUGGGUGCUCUGGGUGAACGCAUAUGCAAUCAGUUUUACUGUUGAUUGAGUUUAUGUCUUAAUUAAAUGCAAAAUAAGUUAGCUAAACAAAAUCCUCCAAGAGUCAUCAGAUACUGGAACACUAAUGGAAAAAAUCUGAUUCUGGACUACACCUUAAUAUCUUUGCCUUGGCUCUUAAAAUUGCACAUUCUCAUUUAUGAAUGAAUUAUGUAACUAGCAAUACUGUUUUUAAUAAAAAAGAAAAUGAUUUCUCGGA
Lates calcarifer (barramundi perch) is the source of this 4069-nucleotide messenger RNA. RefSeq names its product catenin delta-1-like. Lineage: Eukaryota; Metazoa; Chordata; Actinopteri; Centropomidae. The record is from RefSeq and is a predicted model, not a curated record. Gene Ontology annotation, molecular function: cadherin binding. Gene Ontology annotation, biological process: cell-cell adhesion; cell-cell junction assembly. Gene Ontology annotation, cellular component: nucleus; adherens junction; plasma membrane.